Sturnus vulgaris (Common starling) is the source of this 2823-nucleotide messenger RNA. The record is from RefSeq and is a predicted model, not a curated record. Lineage: Eukaryota; Metazoa; Chordata; Aves; Passeriformes; Sturnidae.
AUGGGGUUACAGCACCGCCGCAAAGCGAGGCGCCACGCGUCCCAGGAGCAGUUUCUGGAGGUGGCCCGAGGCCAGAGGUCCCCGUGCAGCCUCACCUUUGGCCAAGUCGCCUGUGCCCAGGCAAUUUGGCUCCAGGACCUUCAGGAUGAUUUCCUCAUUUCUUUGUAUUCCUGCCUGGCCUCUAAACCUCCCACAGCUUUGGAUCCAGAAUUUUCCAUCCUGUUCUUUUCCAAAUAUGAUGCCAAGAAACUUUUGGCCUCCCUGACCCUGUUCAGCCAGAGGUUUUCCCACAUUCCCCUUUCCCUGGAGUGGAGCCUGAUUUUCAUCAAUGGUUUAUGGGAGAGGCUGCUCCAAGUGCCUGGAAUUGGGACCCCCCCGGUGCUGUUCCAGUGGCUCCACGAGGGGUUGGAGCCUUUCCUGGUGCAUCCUGAGAUUUUUGGCUGCCUCCGUGCCAAGGGUGUGUCCUGUGAGGAAUUCCAGCUGCUAGUGGCUGCCCUGGAUGGAAUCUAUUCCCAACUUUCUGUGGAAGAGCAGAGGAAUAUUUACACUGGGAUCAAAUAUUUCCUCACCCACGAUGAAUCCCGGCAGAAAUGUUACAGUGAGGCCAUUCCCAGCCUGAAUUCCACUGCCUGGUUUGGGAAUUACCUGGGAUCUUUUCUGGAGCACGCCCCCGUGGAGGACCUGCAGCUUUUUGGGGAUGAAGCAACACUCAGGAAAUUUGCCAGGGAUGCAGAGAACGUGGAGCUGGUUGGGAAUCUCACCCUGCUCAGGGACACUGCCCAGUUCUUCAGCCAGCAGCUGCUGAGCCCUGCCCUGCCCCUGCCCAGCCUCCCAGGCAAAUUGAUUUGUUACCUGAGCCCCGGGGCGGUGACAAACCUGAGCACGGAGCAGAUUUUGGAAGUGGCGCAGAGGCUGGGGAGGAGCUGCCCCUGGAGCAGGGACAGGGCUGCAGGCAGAGCUCGCUCCUCCCUGCCAUGGCAGGGGCUGCAGGUCGCCUCGUCCCUGGUGAGGAAUUUGGAGGAUUUGUCCCCAGCAGUGCUGGCAGCUUUGGGCCAGGCUGCCCUGGGGAUCCCGGUGUCCAGAAUCCAGAGCAGCAUCCCCGGGGAGAGCCUGGAAUCGGCUCUGCCCGCCCUGGCCAGGGUGCGGGGCUGGAGCCCUGAGCAGUCCAGAGCCAUUGGCAACAAACUGCUGAGCUCUGGCUACCAGAUCCUGGAUGGACAGAGCCUGGCAGAGCUGGGCACUUUGGUGGGUGGCCUCAACAGCAGCACGCUCUGGAGUUUGUCCCCAGAAAUUGUCCUGGAGGCCAUCCAGCUGCCAGGCUUUGCCCAGCACGUGGACACUCUGCCCCCUGCUCUGAAAACCAUCCUGGUGGAAAAGGUUUCCUCCAGUGUUGGCCACCCCUCUGAGCUGGUUAAACUCAUUCCCAAUGCUCUGGCCAGCUCCAUCCCCAAAUCCCUGCUUGUUUUUGGGGAAGAGAAGCCGAAUGUGCAGGAUCUCAACGAUAAACCCUGGACCAGAGACCAGGCUGCAAUGUUUUUUGCUGACGUGGUGAAGGCAGAGCCUGACUUCAACAGGCUCUCCCAGUCUGUCCUGCAGGGUUUUACCUGUGCAGCUGCCAGCGCUGUGGGAGCUGAAAGGUUUCAGGAGUUGGCCAAGGUGAUGAGGAAGAAGAAGGUCAGGCUGGGCCAGGACCAGCUGAGCUGUUUGCUGAGGAUGGUGACACUGCACGGCAUUCCCAAGGAUUUGGACAAUUAUCCCAAAGAACUUUUGCUGUUUUUAAGCCCCUCAGACUAUGCAGCCACAGGGAGCUGCAGGCAAUUCUUCACCAAUGUUGGGGAGGCAAACGAGGAUGUCCUGCCCAGAGAGGACCCUCGGAGGCAGCAGCUGCUCCUGGAGGCUCUGGAAUGUCUGAAUGCUUUAACCACCUGGCUGAGGAAUUUUGCCUGGGAUUCUCCCCUGUCCAGGGAGGAGCUGGCCACCAUCCUCGGAGAGCUCCAGCCCCGCCGACACAAGAGAGAGGAGAGGAAGUUGGGAAUUCCCAUCCCUGGAAGUGUCCAAGGAUCUCUCUACAUCCUGAAAGGUGGCUGUGCUCACCUGGGGUAUCCCCAUGGUUAUCCCGAAAAUCUGCUCUCCAACCUGGGAGAUCUCCUUUCCUUCAUCACCCCAGAGGAAAUUUCCACCUGGAAAAUGAGCUCAGCUGACACUUUGGCUGCCUUCCUGAAAAAUAAACCUUCAGAUGACCUGGCCUCAGCAGCCAUUAAACGCUACGUGGAGCUGGGCAAUGCCCUGAAUGCCACAGCCCUGGAUGCCAUUGGCACCAGCUACCUGUGCCUGCUGAAUGCCACUGACCUGGAGAGCAUCGAGCCCUCCAGCCUCAGACUGGCAUCUCUGGAUCCUUCAAACUGUUCACAGGAGAUGAAGGACAUCUUGUAUCAGAAAGCCAAAAAAGCUUUUUCUGACCAGCACCGUUUACCUGCUUACUAUGAGCUGAUUUUACCUUACCUGGAGGGGGCUCCUGCUGCAGAUCUCAAGGCUCUCAGCAAGGAUGAUGUGAACAUGAACAUGACCACGUUUGUGGCUUUGAGAAGAGACUCUCUGAUGCUCUUGACACCCAGUGAGGUCCAGGGGCUGCUGGGGAUCAACCUCCCAGAGCUGGCCCAGUGGCAGAACAGGGCUCCAGUCCGGGACUGGAUCGUGCAGCAGAAACAAUCAGAGCUGGACCAGCUCCACAUCGGGCUCACGGGGGGCACACAGGAGGGCUACAUCAACCUCGUCACCCCCAAAUUCCCAGGUACCUUUGGGGCCCUGGUGGUCGGGUUUUAA